Cucurbita maxima (winter squash) is the source of this 1215-nucleotide messenger RNA. RefSeq names its product F-box protein PP2-B10-like. The coding region runs from base 128 to 1066 and encodes 312 amino acids. The record is from RefSeq and is a predicted model, not a curated record. The transcript has 3 exons. Gene Ontology annotation, molecular function: protein binding. Lineage: Eukaryota; Viridiplantae; Streptophyta; Magnoliopsida; Cucurbitales; Cucurbitaceae.
UUUUUAAUUUGUUCAAAUAUAUAUAUAAUUAAUGGUUGGAUGUUGGCGUAGGUUGGAAGGAGAAUAGAUAUAUUAUCCAUUUGUCCCCGAACGUAAAAUUCAUUACUCAUUCAGACGGCUAAGAAAGAUGGAAGAAGAAGAGAGCGAAGGAAUUAUUUAUUUAUCUUCGAUGCCAGAAGGAGUCGUGGCUAACAUCUUGUCGCUGACGACUCCAUCGGAUGCCUGCAGAUCGUCGGCGGUUUCGGGGACUUUCCAUGCGGCGGCGCAGUCGGACAUCUUAUGGAACAACUUCCUGCCCAUCGAUUGGGAAUCUUUGGUUUCUCGGAGGAAAACCAGUGACCUGAAUUUUGAUCCAAUUUCCAGUUCGAAAAAGGAGAUCUUUUUCUCCCUCUGCGACUGCCCACUGCUGAUUGAUGACGGCAACAAGAGCUUUUCAUUGGACAAAUGGAGUGGUAAAAAAUGCAUAAUGCUUGGAGCAAGGGACCUGAAGAUUAUUUGGACCGACACCCCUGACUAUUGGACUUGGAUAUCACAUCCUGAGUCGAGGUUCGGGGAGGUGGCUGUUCUCCUCCAGGCGUGGUGGGUUGAGUUACGUGGAAAGAUAAGCUGCAAAAUGUUGUCCGCUGCAACAACUUAUGCAGCUUACUUCGUGUUUAAAAUGAAUGAACGAUAUUAUGGGUUCGAUAUAGUUCCUGCUGAUGCCAAGGUGGGAAUCGUUGGCGGUGAAUGCUGCACCAUUAGUGUGGGUUUGGACCCUUAUUUAGACAACUCUCAACGGAAGCGCCAACGUUUAGUAUGGAUGGGAAGCAAUACGCCUGGACAUCGCCAACGCUUACGAUGGAUGGGAAGCAAAACCCAUGCGCCUGGAAUUAACAUGUCAGGGAUGGCGCUGCCAAAGGAGAGACAUGACGGUUGGUUUGAAAUCGAGAUGGGAGAGUUCCAUAAUAAUGGUGGAGAUGAUGAAGUUGAGAUGGUUCUGAAGGAGGUUAAUUGCAAUUAUUCCAAGUGUGGCCUCAUCGUUCAAGGGAUAGAGAUUAGGCCUAAAAAGUCAGUUCUGCAUAGAUGAUAGAUCACAGAUGGAGUGUUGUGAACUUCGGUAAUGCAAUAAACAUGGGACCACCGAAAACUUUGCGUUGUAUAUGGACAUAGGACAGGCAAGUAAACAGCUAUUACAUUUCAACCUAAAUGUUACUAUUUUCAUUUCUCACCUUGAAA